This is a messenger RNA of Daktulosphaira vitifoliae (grape phylloxera), 848 nucleotides long. Its product is annotated as fibroblast growth factor 1-like. Gene Ontology annotation, cellular component: cytoplasm. Gene Ontology annotation, molecular function: growth factor activity; fibroblast growth factor receptor binding. The transcript has 4 exons. The record is from RefSeq and is a predicted model, not a curated record. Gene Ontology annotation, biological process: positive regulation of gene expression; regulation of cell migration; fibroblast growth factor receptor signaling pathway. NCBI's taxonomy places the organism in Eukaryota, Metazoa, Arthropoda, Insecta, Hemiptera, Phylloxeridae. Bases 156 to 689 code for a protein of 177 amino acids.
AUUCGUAAACUAAAUAUUAAUUGUUUACACGAUAUAAUAACAGUAUAUCUUUAUAUUAAGUAAUUUACAAUAAGUUUCUUAAUAAAUUGUUCUUGAAAACCACCACAAUUUUAAAAUGUAUACUUAAUUAUGUUAAAAAUAUUAUAUUUACUGUGAUGGAUCAACAAAAAACACAUCAGACGACAAAAAAAAAAGAAAAUGAAAAUAUUGAAAAAACACUGCAAUGUGGAGAAUUGUCUGUCCAAUUUGUUAAAGAUACUCAUAAUACUACAUCAGUGACCAAUAGCCCUAUGAGACAUUAUGGACGAAGAAUGAAAUUAAAUUGCAGGAGUGGUUAUUGUCUUGCUAUAUUGCCAGAUGGAACAGUUACCAGCUCUGAUGACGAUUUGAAUAAGUUUUGCGUAAUAGAAUUUACAUCAAUGUUACCAGGACAUGUACGCAUUAGGGGAGUUGAGAGUAAUUUAUACUUAGCAAUGAAUAAACAAAGUAUAUUAUAUGGAGAGUCCAAUCCAAAAAAAAAAUCAACAAUUUUUAUUGAACAACCUCAAGGACCAUAUAGUACAUUUUUAUCUUUUAAGCAUCAACAUAAAAAUUGGUUUGUAGCCAUAAAAAAAAAUGGAAAAAUUAAAUUGGGCUCCCAAACAAGAAGAGGGCAAAAUUCUACAAAUUUCUUACCCCUUAUGGUAUGAAAAAAUCAGAUAUUCAUCACAAAAUGCAAUCUUCUGAGAAGUUGUCUGAAAUACACUUGAUGCUGACAUUAAAUUUUCUAUAUACUGUCCAAGUACCUGAUUUUCUGAUCGUAGCUUUAAGUUUUCUUCUUUAACGCUAUCUACACGCUGAGAUAAAUC